AUGGGAGGAAAUUUUUGUGUUCUUAGACAGAAGGUUUGUUUUUUUAAUUUGAUUAUUUAUUCAAGAUAUAUUACAACAUCGGUUUUACAUAAAUUUUUUUUUUUUUUUUUUAAUUUACAGAAUUAUGAUGAAAAAGAACCCGCGCAAAAUAUUAAUUCCGGAAAAUCAGAUGUAGAACUAACAGAAGAUCGCAGUGAAAACUUAGAAAAAAAUAAAUAUAACAAAAUUCAGAAUGAUAAUAGCAAUAAUUCAAUUAAUUUGAAUAAAAAAAAUAGUGAUAAAAAAAAAACUGAAAAAGAUAAUCCAAGUAAUUUAUCAAUAUCAUGUAAUAGCAAAAAUGAAGAUCAAAUUGAAGAACAGAAAAAAAGCAUAGAUGUAUCUUCCAUGACUAUUAGCGACGUGACAGAAAAUAAUGUAAAAGAAGAAUCUAUAAAUACAAAAACAAAGUCUAAAACUAGUUCUAAUAAAUUAAUUAAAAGCAUAAAUUUUGCAAAAAAAUCAAAGACUAGUCCUGAUAUAUUACAUAAAAAUACAAAUAAAACAAAUAAAAUGAAAACCACUUUUUCCGAUAAAUUAUAUGAAAAAAGUAAAAAUAAAAUAGAAGCUUUAAAGACAAUUUACUUUGAUAAAUCAUUUUCAUUAUAUAGUAAUGUGUUUUCAACCAAUAAUAAGGGAUCCUCUGAUGAUUUUUUUAAAAACAAUGAUUACUCUAUAUAUUCAUCUGAAUAUAAAGCAUUACCCAUCAUUGGUGAUGGAAAUUUUAAAAUAAAAUUAGGUGGAACAAAAAAAUUAAUUUUUGAAAAGCAUAAAACAAUAAAGAGAUUAGCAUAUUCAUUAGAUACUUCAAGAUACAAUUAUAAUGAAAAUAAAAAAUUACCACUUAAAAAGUGUAAUUCUACUUAUUUUAAUAAAAGGGGAAUUGCAAUAAGUUUUUAA
This is a messenger RNA of Plasmodium relictum, 936 nucleotides long. RefSeq lists its product as hypothetical. NCBI's taxonomy places the organism in Eukaryota, Apicomplexa, Aconoidasida, Haemosporida, Plasmodiidae. The transcript is spliced from 2 exons. The record is from RefSeq and is a predicted model, not a curated record. The coding region runs from base 1 to 936 and encodes 311 amino acids.